Messenger RNA from Aplysia californica (California sea hare), 534 nucleotides. RefSeq lists its product as uncharacterized. NCBI's taxonomy places the organism in Eukaryota, Metazoa, Mollusca, Gastropoda, Aplysiida, Aplysiidae. The transcript has 3 exons. Bases 1 to 534 code for a protein of 177 amino acids. The record is from RefSeq and is a predicted model, not a curated record.
AUGUCCACCAACUUCAAGAAACUUGUUUCCUUCACUAAAUUUCUAGGCUCAAUCAUCGUCUUGGAUGCUUCCUCUGACGUCAUACAAACAGAGCUCACUCGUUCAACAACCCUGCGCUGUAGCUUAGAUGACACCACACCAUCACUGACCGCACCUGUGGUGGGUCGUCGUGACGUCACACAGACGGCCACUAAUGUGCAGUACGUCACUUCAAUUAUAUUGACGCGGAACACGGGUGAAACUGUCGCCAAGAUGACCGAGCAUGACCCUGCAAAGGCGUUGGUAGACCAGGCCAGUCUGCAGGUGUCCGGCGACCUCACGGUGACCUCAGAGCGUCGAGGGUACAUGGAGCUGACCUGGCAGUACCCGACCCAGAGACAGGCCGGUGACUACAAGUGUGAAGUGAACGCCAUUGACGAUAACGGCCAUAUCGUCACGUUUUCAACUUCGUUGAAAGUCAAUGUCACAACGCCAUCGGAGGACAAUUUGCUCAUCAAAGAUAUUUCUGUGAACAGUCGACUUAGAAAGAUCUAG